UUCUCCGGCUACUUAUAAUCGCAGGGGCUUGGUAUCGUCGUAGCCGACCAUAGCGAUCAUGGCCGAGCCCGGCAAAGUCGUGCCGUGGCGGCAGUGGGUGUUCCCCAACUUGGCGGCGGUGUUCACCAACUUCGGUUCGUUGUGGUUCCUCCUGGCGCCGCUGCUCGCAGCCUACGCGCCGCGCCGGCUGUUCCAGACCUACUUCAACCUCUUCAUCCGCCGGCGCGCCCGGCGGCUGCUCAACUUCGUCGACCCCUACGUCACCGUCGACAUCUCGGAACCCGGCACGGACGUGCGCUACUCCAGAUACGGCCCCGUGACCGAGAGCGACAGCACCUACGAGGAGGUCGAGGCGUACCUGAGCGGCGCGUGCUCGCAGGACGCGCGUGAGCUCCGCGCCGAGGGCGCCAAGGAGGGCGACGGCCUCGUGAUCAGCAUGCGCGACGGCCAGGACGUCGCCGACGAAUUCCAGGGCGCCACUCUGUGGUGGCUGUUGGUGCUGGAGGAUGGGGACAGGCAACGGGAGGCCAAGAGGCGGUGCCAGCGCCUCACGUUCCACCAACGCCACCGCCAGCUCGUCGUCGACGACUACCUUCCGCACGUCCGCCGUCGAGGCCGCGAGAUCCUCUUCAGCAACCGCCGGCGCAGGCUCUACACCAACAACAAAUCAGUCGACUACUUCAGCUACGAUUACAAGGCAUGGAGCUACAUCGACUUCGACCACCCGACGACGUUCGAGACGUUGGCCAUGGACCUGGCCAAGAAGCGGGAGAUCAUGGAGGACCUCGACACGUUCCGGAACAACAGAGACUACUACAGGCGCGCCGGCAAGCCGUGGAAGCGCGGCUACCUCCUCUACGGACCGCCGGGCACCGGCAAGUCCACCAUGGUCGCCGCCAUGGCCAACCACCUCGACUACGACAUCUACGACGUCGAGCUCACCGUGGUGAACAGCAACAACGACCUCCGCAAGCUGCUCAUCGAGACCACCAGCAAGUCCAUCAUCGUCAUCGAGGACAUCGACUGCUCCCUCGACCUCACCGGCGACCGCGCCGGGCGGCGACGACCCAGCCACGACAGGCACAUGGAUGACAGGCGCGGUAACACGGUGACUCUGUCCGGCCUGCUCAACUUCAUCGACGGGCUGUGGUCGGCGUGCGGCGGCGAGCGUAUCGUCGUGUUCACCACGAACCACGUUGACAAGCUCGACCCGGCGCUGAUCCGGCGCGGCAGGAUGGACAUGCACAUCGAGAUGUCCUACUGCGGAUUCGAGGCGUUCAAGACCCUCGCCAAGAACUACCUUGACAUCGACGCGCACCAGCUGUUCGGCUCCGUUGAGCAGAUACUGCGGGAGGUGGACCUCACGCCGGCCGAUGUCGCCGAGUGCCUCAUGACGGCCAAGCGUGCAGGGUCCGGUGAGCCUUCUUCCCACCUUGAGAUCUUGAUCGAGGAACUGAAGAAGAGGGCAGAGGAGAAGGCAAAGGCCGAGGCAGAGGCGAAGGCAAAGGCUGAGGCAGAGGCGAAGGCAAUGGCGGAGGCAGCGGCCAAAUUGGACCGUGACGAUGUACGGGAAGAGGAAGAUGAAAAAUAAAUUUGAAAGUGAGGAUGCACGAGAAUUUUAAGAAUAAGAAUUAUAUUGUUAACAAUGCUCACAAAAUUUAUUUUAGCGUGUGCGCAAAAUUCUUCAAUGGAUGUGCAAACAGGGUCUUCGAAGAAUCGAAUUGAAGCUCGAUCUGGUAAACGGUAAAAUGCCACACAAGCCAGCAAGAGGAGGUUUUGCUCCGUUUUUCUAUGCGUGCCUUACACUCAAAACCAGAUGUGUGAUGGAAAUUGUUCAUGUCAGUGACACUUGAAAGUGUCUUUCAAAAUCAAGACCCCAUUUGCAUAUUA
Messenger RNA from Phragmites australis (common reed), 1890 nucleotides. RefSeq names its product AAA-ATPase At3g28610-like. The record is from RefSeq and is a predicted model, not a curated record. Lineage: Eukaryota; Viridiplantae; Streptophyta; Magnoliopsida; Poales; Poaceae. The coding region runs from base 59 to 1591 and encodes 510 amino acids. The transcript is spliced from 2 exons. Gene Ontology annotation, molecular function: ATP binding; ATP hydrolysis activity.